AUGUUUGCUCGAGACAUCGCUCCAGAUUCCUCAAGUCCAUUAAGCACACAAAAUCUCUACGGAGUACAUCCUUUCUACAUUUGUAUGGAAAAUGAUGGUCUGGCUCAUGGUGUGUUUAUUUUCAACUCUAAUGCGCAGGAGGUAGUCACUGGACCCGCUCCUCAUUUGAUUUAUCGUACUAUCGGUGGCCAACUGGAUAUUGCAUUCUUUCCUGGUCCAACACCUGAGGAGGUUGUCCAGCAGUACUUAGCGCAUAUAGGAACUCCUUUUCUGCCAGCAUACUGGGCACUUGGCUACCAGCUUUCUCGAUGGAACUACAAGGAUCUAGACGAAAUGAAGGCAGUAAUAGCUCGUACGCAAGCAGCACAGGUGCCAUUGGAUGUUGCAGUUGCUGAUAUUGACUACAUGGAUCGCUAUAAGGAUUUUACAGUAGGAAAGGUGAGUAGCUUAUUUGAUAAAAGUGGAACUAUGGACUGGGAAAAUAAUGACCAAACUAAUGACCAAACCGAUGCUGUAUUUGAUUGA
Molecule: messenger RNA, 525 nt
Organism: Cylicostephanus goldi
Lineage: Eukaryota; Metazoa; Nematoda; Chromadorea; Rhabditida; Strongylidae
Source: the annotation of a GenBank genome assembly